Lobosporangium transversale is the source of this 11339-nucleotide messenger RNA. RefSeq lists its product as hypothetical. NCBI's taxonomy places the organism in Eukaryota, Fungi, Mortierellomycota, Mortierellomycetes, Mortierellales, Mortierellaceae. The coding region runs from base 208 to 11199 and encodes 3663 amino acids. The transcript has 8 exons. The record is from RefSeq and is a predicted model, not a curated record.
GUCCAGAGCACUCCUUUUCACUUCAACGCGAUCCCUCAUUACCAUUUAUUUAUUAUUGUUUUUAUUUUUUAAAUUAAGGCUUAACUCUCUCACCUGAUUAGUUGUUCUAGAAUCUGAAGUAAUCUCCCACACAUUUCUUUUCUUCAUUGUGUACCGACCAAUUCUUCGUAUUCUUGUUCCACAUUGUAUCAAAACUCAACAUUAAUCAUGGGUCAUACUACACCAACAAUGGCUCCCCACAGAAAUGAUUCCUCCAACAAUCCAGCCGAAAGCAAUGAUCAAUCAUUUCAUUACCCUUUACAACUACAGGAAGCCGAAAUAACUACAGAACAGCAGUCAGCUGUAGCCUCAAAUCGAAUACCGUCUUCAUCUCCCAUCUCAUCACCACUUCCUCCUAGCUAUAGUGAUAGUAGCUAUGCUGCAGCUGCAGGAUAUGCUCAUCCAAACAAUAACCCACAGACCACUGGCAACCAUGCCCUGUCAAAUUCCUCAACCCCACUUUUCACUCUCAUCAACCUUCCUAAUCGGCUUGUGUUUGAUAACGUAUAUCUUAAUGGACUUCAUUCACUAUAUCGCUUCGGGAUCAAAAACAUAUCUCAAUCUGAUAUUGUUGUCAAGAUGCGAUCUAGUCUAGGGUCGCAAAUAUCCUUUCAGCUGACAAACGAAAACCUGCCGUUUGAUCCAGAUACUAUUGAUAGUACUUUGCAGACCAUCUCAACCAAUACUGCAGCAGCUGCAGAGGCUGGAUCAUUGACAGCGACUGGUCAUCAAUUCAACCAACUUUUCAAUCAUGUCAACUUAAUCGACGAAGUGGCCAUAGCUGCAGGCGAAACUGAAUACAUUAUACUUGGGUUCCUUCCUGAUCCGCGUGGCGGGAACAGAAGAGGCAAAUGGGACUCGAACUCUAUCAGCCUGGACACUGCUAAUGUAGGCUCUGGCAACGGUAGUACACAUGGCGAUGGAGUACAGAUUUAUGACGAGAACCGUCAACGUGACAUGUCCGCCAAUGGACUUGUGAACGGAAGCAAUAUCGAAAGUGACGAGUUUGAAAGUAAUGACCAGCAACUCGACAACUUUGAUUCUUUUGAAGUCAACGGACUUGUGUUCUUCUUUGGGUACAAGACUGCAAGUAAAUCUGAAGAUUCAGGCUCCACUAUAACAGAUAUUACACUCUCCAAUUCCCCACCAUCUAUUCAUGGGUUCCCCAGUGACCUUUUGUCCACAGUAAUGGUUACUCCAGGCACGACAAAUCAGAAUACAAUAGGUCCUUCACAUGAGGCUUCAUUAAAUAGUACAAACAUCGCAAUGAACCCCAUUACUACUGCAAUCACAACUAAUAAGGCGGACUAUCAACACACAGUUAAAUUCAGGUCUACAGUCUGUAAAUCAGUUUUGUAUUCCAAUAUCGGAGAAACCGGGAUCAUUUUUGAAGAUUGUGUAGCGCAUCAAGAAUCAGUCAAAGACUUUACGAUAUGGAACCGUAGUGAGAUCCCACUUUAUUGGCAAUUGAACGUUGUGGAUGUUGGCAGCACAUCACGGGAGAGUUGGUUGAAAUUUGUUGAUUAUGAAGACUCUUUUGGUGGAAACGACAUCAAGGAAGGCGUUGAUCAUGUGAAUGAUCAUGGUCAGGUUCAUCACUCAAGGACUAUACGCUCAAAGCCCAUUCAAAGUUACGGCUAUCGCAGGAUUCGUGUCAUUUUUCGUCCAGUCGAGAAUGGUGACUUUUUGUAUGAUUUGUUGCUAGAAAACCUAAAUGAUGCCACCAACAUUGAAGAGGCCAGUAUCCACGCUACAGUCCGGGCAGUUUCGAGAGGCGAGGAUACCCUCACAAUUUCGACAGGGAAUACAAUGGAUUUUGGUGACUGCUGCGCUGGAGUAUGGUCCCGACUGCCUAUAACAUUUAGUAACACGGGCUUGACACCAAUGGAGGUCCAUCUAAAUGUGGAAGGGGCAGAAGUGGUUUUUGAUAUCCAGACGGAGACUGGGACGGAAAUAUCAGAGCCCUCUCAGGACCUGACAAAGGAAGGGAAUUUUCUUUUGGAAUCAGAUUUACCGUCAGCAACUUGGCAUGAAAAUCCUCGGAGAUUGGAGUCGUCUGCGAAUAUGGAUCAUUUGGAGCAGAGCACAUCACCGCUGAACGUGAGUAGGAGUCGUCUUCGUGAUUGGAUGGAGGAUAGGGCCUACUCGCCAAGUAGCCUUGGCCAAACUCCUAUAUCACCGAGCCUUGCAGACUCUGGAGGAACUAAAGGCGACCGCAGUGGACGAGAGCAAGGAUUGGUACCUGAUACUGCACCUGCUUCUCCUGUUAAUUCUGAGGGGUUCUUUCCAGACAAUAUUCUGCAGAUCAACUCCAACGUGGAAAAAUAUCUUGCCAACCAAGAACAUGCACGAGCAUCGCGUGAAGGAACCGAGGACGGUCUUGAGUCAGAACCUGAAAACAGCAGCAUUCAGGAUUCCACUAAUUCUUCUAACGCGCUGGUCGGCCAAAAGAAACGCCUCAGUUUACGUUCCAUCUCAUUUUCUGGGGCUCAACGUGACAGGGAAUUGGCCCAGAGCCAAAUGCAUGGACCUAAGUCUCCUGUUCAUGGCAACCAGUCAAUGACCCGAAUCGAGGAGUUAUUCUUGAAACCAGGCAAGGAACGUACUGUUAUAGCCUCUUAUCGACCGGCUAGGGAUUCCUCGAUUGAAAAUUUUCAAGCUGGUAAAUUACUUCGAAAGUCGUUCCGUAUCAUGGUUUCGUAUGCGCCAUGGGUAGGCACAGCAUCAUCUGUACCAUUUUCUGAGAACCCUCAAAAAGACCGGAAGAUUAUUCAAUGCAAAGCUAGAGCUUGUACUUCUUUCGUGACUAUCGAGCCUAAAUCGUUGGACUUUGGCGAUACGGAUGUCGGGGCACUCAAAUCAUUGCCUAUCAAAUUAAUAAAUCAGUCCGAGAUCUCUGCAACCGUUCGGCUGGAUUUCCAGAGCAAAGUCUUGAACUGCUCACCUUCUGGGGCUAUCACUAUACCUGCAAAAUCCAGUACGGAACUCAAAUUGGAUAUUUAUCCACGCAAAGUCAAUCCAGAUUACAGGAAACAGCUUACACUUUUCAACCUGACCAAUAGAGCCAAUGAUCAGAUUAUUGAAGUCCGUUCAACUAACAUCGAUAAAAAUAGGGUUACUUUCCACUCACUAUUUUACCGGGUUCUCUAUCCAAGUGGAUCAAACUUUUUGGAUUUUGGCAAUGUAGUAGUCGGUGGUAUAAGCUUGCGGACUAUUGCCAUUUCAAAUUUCACUCGCAAGUGGCUUACUCUUGAGAUCACUACGAGUUUAGGCGGUGAGCUGACUGUGUACGAACGUGCCCGCGAUGCUCACGGGCAUAUCAAUAUAAAUGAUUUAAAUGGCAUGUUGACGAACAGCUUUGAUUCGCAGCCAAAAACCGAAAAUGGCGCUCCUACUACCGACCCUACAAUUAUAUCUAGCCGUGGAGCAGCGUCAUCACGUAUUGAAGCAAGCGGUGUAGGCAAUGUAGCAAAUGAUGGGCCCAGAACGAACCUUUUCAAACGACGCCAAGAUACUCGUGACCAACAUUCAGCAACGGGUUCAGAAUCGGGCACAUCUGGAGUUAUUGGAGGAGCUUCAUUAGCCUCUACCUUGGCUCUCAAAGCAAAGGCGAUUCUGUUUCAUGGCGAUGUUUCACAAACUAUGGGUACCUCUCCAGCAAAAUUUCUGGAUCUUGCCACAAGCAGGCCACGCGAAAGCAAGAAAAUUUUGAGACGGAUUCCCACCAUGAAAGAGCUUUUAGAGCCAACUUCCCGUUCUAAAUCUCUGUCAGCCGAACGAUCUAUAAAAGGAAUGGGUGGUAGUGUUACAGAAUCAAAUCGAACUCAAAGGAUACAUGCAAGUCUGCAUCAAACGAGUGGCACUACAGCGAGUGAUGGGACAUCUAAACGACAAGAUGGAUCGACAGUACUUUCUCAAAGGCAGCAUGACCAAAAGACGCCCCAAAAUGACGGGAGCGGUCAAGCUUCAGUGACUACGGAGCAACCAGAGAGCUCGUUUUUGAGCGAAAGAUCAUUGGACAGCGUUUUGUCUGCAAUGGAUAUUAACUCUGCACCUGGUGGAGCUAUGCUUUUUUUCAAGCCUUCGGAGGAAGAGCACUUUGUAAAAGAAAGAAUGAAGCUUACACAUGAGCUUCAGAACGCUAUAACUACUGGAGAGCUGACGCCUGUCUCAGUGGUCAGCGUCCCUCCUGAGACGGAGCAUCAGCUCAUCAUCCUAUUCACGCCAUCAUCGACCUUCCGCGACCAUAUCAAGGGUAUUCCUAAAAAGCAGGAUGCGCGCAUCUUUCUACGGCUAAUUGACUUCGACCAUGAGACCGUAGCGAGUCACCCGCAGUUUCGGCCACUACUUGAUAGCGAUCUCACACAAAUUCCAUUACGGGAGAUUGUAGUUCGCUCAUCUCUCGUAAGGAGCAUCAUGGAACUUGGUCAAAACAACAUCAAUUUUGGUACAAUGGACAAGGGUGACAGGCGAACAAAGACAAUUGUCAUUCAAAAUCGAAGCAAGGAACCAUUGCUUUAUCACAUUCGUAAAUCUGGCUCGAUUGCUUCAGGUGAUAUCCACUUAAUUAAUGGAAAGAGCGGUGUCGUACGCGGAUACAGCAAGAAAGAGGUUGAGUUUAUGUUUGAGCCAACUCUCUCAGGACCGUUUCAUGAGAAGCUAGCUAUCGAGAAUGUUCAAGAUCCAGACAGUAGCCGGGUCUUGAGUGUUAAAGCCAAUAUUCGUAAGCCCAAGCACUUCUCUAUCGAUACACAGGAGCUUGAUUUUGGUGUCUGUUAUGUCGGGAGAAAAACUGAGUCUAGGCGCAUAACUGUGACUAACUCUACCAAGCAAACCAGGACGUUUGAAGUCCGUGUGGAUCCUCAUGAAAUGAUGCCCCUUUCGACAGAAUCUCACCAUUAUGGGGGUGAGAUUGAUUUUACCAUGGAAGAUGAUCCUCUUGGUCAAGCAAUUGUCACUAAGGAGAUGGAAGAUGAGAUUGAAAUUUUGGAACAAAAGCUCAAAAUUGCAAAGAGGAAAGGCCGAGAGGAUAAGGUUCUAAAGGUGACAGCUCGGCUGAGUCUACUCCGAAAAGGCGGUGUCGAGGACAAAGCGGCAACUUCAAAUAUAUCAGCGGAUGAUGCCACUCCCACACAAGAGAAGGUUUUUGAGCUUCCGAAAACAGAUCUCAUUGACUCACCAAUAGCGGAUUCUCAAUCCAAAGGAGCCGGGGCCCAUACCGUUGGAUCGUCUACCACUGUCAUCGCUCCAGCAGCCAAAGAAACUCCAAAGUUCAAACGAACUGACCACUCGAUUGUUUUCACGUUGGAUGGCGGGAAAACAAAAUCAGUCUCUGUAUAUUUCACAGCCGUACGUGAUCAGACCCCUCUACCUGUAGGCACAACUGAAAAAGAUCGCUUGCGGCUACAAGGAAAAAUUUAUGUUCAUGAGCACAAGAAUCGGGAUAUUUGUCGCGAUGUUGCUUUCUAUGCAACUGUAGAGUGCAAGACCCCCGUCUGUUUGGAUAAUGAAAUCGACCAAGACGCUGCUGAUGUUAAAGCCGCAAAGAAGGCUGCGAAGAAGGCCAUUAAGCAUGGUGCUGAUGGGGUUGAUGCUUCUGCUAGAUUGGAUGCUAUCUCGCCUGAAAUGAAGGCACCUUCAAAUAAUGCAGCUACAAGUGAUACUUCCUCGGAGCAUAGCUCACCCACAGAGCAUCUUAUGUUGUCACCCAAACAGUUUGAUGGUGGAAAGAUAGAGCAUGGACAAAAGAGCAGUUUUUAUUUCACACUAUCCAAUUCUAGUGACGAUUGCUUACCUUUCAAAAUCGAGCUCAUACAGCCUCCUAGCCAUAGUUCGCGCUUUAUCUUUGAAGAAAGCGAGCUUUCAGGAAGUUUAGGUUCGAAGGAGGUUCGGAGAAUCACCUUUGAAUAUUCUGCUUCCGAUCUUGGUCGACUCCACGAUUCUCUCAAAGUGAUCAACCUGAACACCAACAAGUCUUAUGAGUACGUGUUCACAUGCUUCUCUCAUCGAGCUCAGUACCUCGCCUUCCCUUCCGUGGAUGAUUCUGCUACGUUAGACCUAGGACAUUGUUAUGUCGACACGGGCCGCAAGUAUUCACAAGUUACGCCACUGUUGGUUGAAAAUAUCACUGAUGACGACAUUUAUAUUGCGUGUGCAUCUAACUUAUCGCAGCAGGUUGGAAUAUACCUUGAUGAGCAAGCGGAGAAAGGUCAAGUCACAAAGACACUCUUAAAAAAACGAAGUAUGAUUACUGUGUGGGUUGCUGUUCAGCCAAAUUUACUUGGGGGAAUUGCUGGUGGAAGCACAGCCCGACGAACUACGACAGUUUCUGGCGCAGUAAACAAAGACCGAGAUAGCGAAUGUCGUACAUUGGUGGGAGGAAUCAAGUUUACAAUCUCGCUUCCAGAAGAAAUUCUGGUCUCAGCCGCGAGCAAUUCAAAGGAGAUGGAGGAAACGUUAACGCAGGUGUUUACUCAGACUGUCAAAUUCACAUCUAUCAUUGGGCGAUCGAUCCUCUCAGUUUCCGACACUCUUCUGAAUCUUGGAUGGACGCCUGAAGUCGGCAAGCCAGUCUAUGGGUCAUUUACGUUGCAAAACAUGUCAAGUCUGCUACCAUUAGAUUUUCAUGUCGAAUCUCUCUCCGGUAAUAUCAUACUAGAUCGAACAGGUGGCAUCCUUGAUGGUUGGGAUAUCGAUAAAAUAUCGCCCUCACAUCACUCUCGCUCUGAUAAGAGGCUGUCAGACGACUAUAAUAAGGAUUAUGGCGACCAAGACUCGACUGAGGUCGCGCCGACGGACCGUUCUCGUUUGUUGAUCAGCUUUCGCGUUACGGCAUCUGCGCCAGGGUUAUUCAUGGACACUAUCUUAGUAACUAAUGAGAAUAACUGUUCCCAGAAGAUUGAAAUCAAGGUGCGACUUUUUGUUGAUCCACGACAGCUCCUUACAAGCGCUCAUGGCCAAGGAUAUGCUUGUCCAAUGACGCUGGAAGAUCUAUCCGAGAUUCAGGAGGUCAAGCCAGGUGUUCCACGAGAAGGUCUUAGCCUUCCAAGCUUUACCUGGGAGAAUGUCUAUGUCAACGUUCACGAAGAGAGAAACUCGGAUGGAGGAGAGGCGCCGGUAUACGUCUCUUUUCAGCCUUCAUCUGAUGACCCACAAGCCCAUAUUGAAGAGAAAUGGAUCGAGUUCAUAAACGACAGUGAUGAGACGAUGGAGCUUGUUCCUCUCUCUGAUAUUGGGCUUGAUACGCUCUGGCAAGAUGUUGACAUCAAUUCAGGCUUGGAGACCUGGCCCAUUGGUGAAAGUGAGGCUGUAGGAAUAGAUGGGUUUCAUUUCUGUGGCUCCGUUGUGCGGGUGCCUCCAAAGGAAAAGAUUCAUCUUCUCAUUUCUUGCCCAUUACCCGAUCUACCUUCUAACGAUAUUGAGCGACUCCAGAAUGGUGAAAAUGUCUCAUUGUCCGGUAAUCUGAUGGUUAUGGACAGAGGCAAGAAGAAAGUAGUCAAGGUUCUUGGCCUGACAUCAAACGUUGGUAUCUCUUAUGGAACCGUCACACCUGUUAUGAUUGAACUUGGAAAAAUCGGCCAUUACAAUUCUUGGGAGAGAGCUAAGGGACGCUUCGAGGUUAGAAAUUCCAGUGACAUCCCACUUCAAUACGAAGUCCUCUUGGAGCCUUAUAUGGAGUUAUCUCUCGCAGAAAGUGGCGAUAAUAGCCGUGGGACUGAAUCUGCACACAAUUUGGCAACAAGGCGUACAGUUCAUGGACAUGGUAUUGAAUACUUUGAAGUGCUAUUGGAUCCAAAGAGGAUUGAAAAUUUUGAAAUAGGACGUCGAACUUUUCCAAUCAAGAUUUUCAACCUCAGAAACCCAGAAAACGACAUGUCUGUUAGUGUGGCCGCAGUUUUGACUGGGUUUGAAUUGGGCUUUGACCGACUUAUGGAUGGAAAGCUUGUUCUGCCUCCGUUGAUGCACCCUUUGCCUUCAACUGCUCUUCCUUGUGAUGCAUGGUUCACGAUCACCAAUAAAUCCUCGGAAGAUGUUAGGUUUGAAAUUGGAGCAACCCUUUCUCAAGAUGUUAUCGACUAUGUACAUUUAGAUGUCUUGUCCCGGUUUUCCAAUUCUCCACUCCGUGGUAUUAUUUCUCUCAGUCCUCGUGGAUCGAUCGAGGUACGCAUUCGAGCAUUUCCCAAAGAGGGGUCGCGGCUUCCUAGUGAUACUUCUGCUCUUUGCACGACAGAAGGACUUACCUUCGGAAACUUAUGGGUAUCAACCAAGCCUUCUAAUACAGAUGAUGAUUCGACUUCAAUGAGAUAUGCAGAAUCUAUUUCCAUCCGUGGCACCCUUGUUGAAGGAUCAAUGUUCUCACUUUCAACUCAAAGAAUCGUUUUCAAAAGCCUACUGGAGACGUCAGAUUAUGAAGGCGAGAGUGAUGAUGAGAACCUCUCGGCGCCAGACUCGUCACACAACGCUUCAUCAAGAGAUAUUUCCGACGAUGGAUCAGGCCCAAGUGCCCAGAAAGCAACCAUCACUAUUUCGAAUCUGUCUAUGAAUUUUCCUUUGGAGUUCCAGGUUGCUCUUGAAGGCCCUAUGGAAUAUCCUGCAGCGGAGAUAAUCAAAGUAACGCCAUUGGACUUUAACAAUCGUGGAACUAUCGAGGCGGGCCAGCAAUUCAAGUUGGUUGUAGAGCUGAUCGAUCCGCACGUAAUUAUCUCGGAAGAUAUCAAGCUAUAUGUCCGUAACCUUAACUCACGUCUUGGACAACAACAGCGUGUCUUGAUAAGCAUCUCCUCUGACAGCAGAGAGCACCGAAAGCCUAACAAGAGACAGAUAAUUGAGGAUGAACGUGUUGACCCACACCAUCAUCAAAACAAACUGGAAGAGACAUUCGUGACCAACACAAGUGUUAGUGGAUCUUUGUUGAUGCAGCCACAAGCUUCUACAGAUUUAGAGUCUAGUUUAUUGCAUCCUAUCAUCUCUUUGCGUGGUUGCAAACGCAUCGAUUCUAGCGAUUCGCAAGGAGGACGCUAUGAAUUAGAUCUCGGGCAACAAGAUAUGGGGUCUACAAAUGUUCUUCGCAAGAUAAUAUUGGAGAAUACGAACUUUGACCGCGUGUCUUAUCGUAUCAGGACCAUUUCAUCAUUAGAUAAAAAUUGGCUUAAGAUCAGCCGUCUAGAUGGCACACUAGAACCGCCUUCAGAGGAGCACUUGUCGAGUGGAUCAUCUUCGGUGCACACCAUCACACUUAGCUUUGCCACUAAUGUGCGCAAUGUGUUUUCUACAUACCUUCUAAUUGAGAAUGUGGAUAAUCCAGGAGACACAAAGACGGUGCGUGUGACAAUGGAAGUGGUUGCUCGGCAGAAUCUGAGGCGAACGACCAAGGGCAAUGAAGUCAGCAAUCGUGUCUUUGAUGUUUACGUAAACGGCAUUGACUAUAAGAAUUCUUCCUCUAUUGACAUGAAGAACCUGUAUUAUGGUUCUGAGUACACUGCAAGAAGCUUGGUUGUUUACAACCGCGAGACAGUUCCAAUGGAGUUCACUUUCAAAUCGAACUUGUCUCCCUCAGACAGUACUGAAAUUCUUUUUUCAACAUCUCGAACAUCUGCAAAGUUGUUCAAGACAUUGACAGUUCCAUCUGAAAACCAUGUCCGCAUUUAUAUUCGGUUUUUCCCAAAGCCAUCUACUGCUAUCCAAGCCGCUCUCGAUAACGGAGAAUACCGCGAUCCUGACGAGAUGGAGUUGAAGACUAUAGAAAUCUACAUCAAUUGCCGCCUGGUGAAAGAUUAUCAACACGUGGUUAUUCUGACUGCAGAGUGCUACCUACCUGCGAUUCGUGUGCAUUGGCAAGAUUCUGUCUCUUUUGUUGGCCACUUCAUACGAGAAACAGCACAGUCAUCAGAUAGUCCAGAUGAAUUGAAAUUGAGAAUCACGGAGGAUUAUAUGAUUCUCGGAAUAUCCAAUUUGUUAGGCAUCCCGUUGGAAUAUGAAAUCGUCAAUGAUACCAUGUACUUCAACCUGGAAUAUCCAGAACCGGACAAAAUGGUGGAUGGAUUUCAUAAACAUGAAAUUCGUGUUGUACCUAACAUGAAAGCCCUCUUGCGCAAUGCUGAGAAUUUUAGAAAGGAAAGAUAUGUUCAAGAGAACAUCACGAUCUACAAUCGAAAUAGACCAUUAGAAAACUAUUGGAUUCCACUGCGAAUCAGUUUUGGCAAUGUGUCUAAUUUCCAGCUUUCAUCUGGGUACAAGAGUUCAUAUGCGUUUGGCAUGAUUGAGCAGCAUGUUGUCAACUUCCUUAGCGAUUUCAAUAGCCAUGCGGUCUUAGUGACAAUGGGCAGUAGUAACGGCUGCUUCACAGGAGUUAACAGUACAUCAAAUGUCGGAUCUGGUCCUAAUAUAGGAUUCGGAGGAGCAAGCGGCCUUUAUCCUGCUUCUAUUGGACUUGGUCCUGAUCGCGGAAUCAGUCCAUCGAGCUUGGGGUCGAACAGUCCAUGUCACUCUUCAUCACCUACGCUACUGAUGAAUGGAGGCAGCGGACUGACGACACUUAUGGCGACUUCUCCAUCAUCUGGACCAGUCGCAGGAAUGCUAGGAUUGGGGCGUAGGGCAUCACCACUAACAACAUACCGUCCCCCGUCCCAUCAUCCUCAUUAUCAGAGCACCGAAGCCCAAGAAACACAGCGUAAAUUGAUCGAUUUGGAGUUCCAAUAUCGAUACGUGGUGGAUCAAUUAGUGUAUUACAGUACGAUCAAGACCGGAGAGAAUUUUUUCCAGCUAGCAAGUUUACUAUUCUGCACGUUACUCAGUAAUCGCAUCUUUCAGAUAUGGUCACCCGCAUAUUUGAAGGAUCCAAGGAAGGCAGGAUCAAGCACAGGUACAGGCACGACUGGACCUGCUGUAGGUUCAGCAAAUUUGGCAGUGUCAGGAACUGUAGGAUCCGUGACAGCUGAUUAUGAUGGGAACGUAGAAAGAGCGCAGGUUCAGACAGGGGCGAAUGGAUUUACGAUCCAAGGUGGCCACCACCGGCAACAAGAUGAGACAGAGAUUCGAGUGUGGCCAGAUUCUUUACGCAAGUGGGUAGAAGCGCUGGACUACUUUGUGUCAUUCUUUCCAUAUCACGCGCGUCAACUGGAGACUCUUAAGGCCUUACAUCACAGCCUGAUCUCAUCGUAAUUGUGGAGAAAGAGUUGCUAAAGCGCAAAAUUUUGAGCAAUAGAUAUACAAAGCCAUUCAAGAUAGAUCAUUAGACCUGUCCAUUUACACUCUGGAAUGAAAAGUUAAAAUGUACUUGUCUACAGGCAAAUGAAUGAGAG